AUGAGCAGUCUUAGUGCAACCCCAAGCAUCUCAAUGAAAGCAAGGCUGCUGUUCAGCCUCCAUUCCUUGGGCUUCGACCUUGCUCGGUUCCUCCGCCGCCGCGAAUCCGGCAUUAACCGCACCAUCAUGAAGCUCUUCGACCUUAAGUCCCCUCCUUGUUCAUCCCAAAUUAAUGGAGCUGCCUCUUCCUUGGACGUCAUGGUGGAUCCCUCUCGAAACCUCUGGCUUCGCCUCUACAGGCCUUGGACGUCUGCUGCCACCCCGCUGCCGGUGAUCAUAUACUUCCACGGCGGCGGGUUUUGCACGAUGGGCGCCGACUCAAGAUUCUACGACAUCUUCUGCCGCUCGCUCGCCUCUGAAACCCCUGCCGUCGUCGUCUCCGUCAACUACCGGCUCGCCCCCGAGCACCGCUGUCCCAGCCAGUACGAGGACGGGUUCGACGCCGUCAAGUUCCUCGACGCCGUCAUCAACUUGGACGGCGUGGACCUGGGCCGAUGUUUCUUGGCCGGGGAUAGCGCGGGAGGGAACCUAGCCCACCACGUGGCGGUCCGAGCUGCCGAAUCGGAGGCGGCGCUGAAGCGCGUGAAGAUCACGGGCUUGAUCUCGAUCCAGCCGUUUUUCGGCGGAGAGGAGAGGACGGAGUCGGAGAUGAGGAUGGUGGGAGUCCCCGUCAUCAACAUGGAAGCGACGGACUGGGCCUGGAGGUCGUUUCUGCCGGAGGGGUCGGACCGGAACCACCCGGCGGCCAAUGUGUUGCGGUUGGAUGUGUCCAAGGUCGUGGGUUUCCCGGCGGCGACGAUGGUGGUUGUCGGAGGGUUCGAUCCGCUGCAGGAUCGGCAGAGGAGCUACCACGAGUGGCUGGUGGAAUCGGGGAAGGAGGGAGUUGAGCUGUUGGAGUAUCCGAAUGCUGUUCAUGCGUUUUAUUUGAUGCCUGACUUGCCUGAGACACCCAUGUUGCUCGCAGAUAUCAGGGAUUUCAUCCAACGCCACGCUGCCCGCCCAUUCAAUUGA
Molecule: messenger RNA, 1011 nt
Organism: Linum tenue
Lineage: Eukaryota; Viridiplantae; Streptophyta; Magnoliopsida; Malpighiales; Linaceae
Source: the annotation of a GenBank genome assembly